GCCAGAGCAACGACGAAAGUAGUCAUAUUGAUAUAAUGCUUCACUGGAAUGGAUUUUCUUCCAAUCAAAAUGCUGACUUAGUAAGGGAAGAAAGUCUUCGAAACCCAAUCUACUCUUGCGCUUGGCUGUCUGUAGAUUUCGAGGACUGCAUUCUUGCUUUUGGCGGCCGACAUGGAACAAUUCAUUUAGUCUCUGUGGCGUUGUCUUCUGAAAUUUAUAAACUAAAUAAUGAAAAUAAGGAGGCCGUGACGUUUCUCUCCGCCGCCUCGCAAAAGUGCGGAGUUUUUUGUUCUUUAAGUCAAUCUUCAGGAAUGGCCCGCGUGUGGCGCCUUUGGGCACGUGACUCUGUGACGUUGCAAUCUUCUCAUAAAUUCCACCAACCGACUACUGCUGAAUUUAUUAUCAGCAAUAACACGUGCAAAGGGAACUGGGAUUUAUUGAUUGGCUGCGAAGACGGCCAUUUUUAUGAAGUCUCCAAUGGAAUAACGGAAAAACUGUUGAAAAGAAAACAUAGGAAGUCUAUUGAUUCUAUUAAGCAACUUUCGACUGGCUAUAUUAUAUCAAAAUCUGUUGAUGGUGAAGUUCUAUUGUGGGAUUGCUUUAAGGAUGAACUUAUAAAAGUUCUUAUCAAGCCGCGCAUGACUUCGUUUGUAGCCGAAACUCUUUCUCCUUUGGAAGUCAACUUUGAAGGAACUUUUUUUUGUUUCGGCGAUGAAGACGGAAAAGUGCUUGUUUAUGAUGUUCAAGGAAAGUUAAUUAGUAAACUGAAGCACCCAAAAGUAAAGAAAAUGCGAAUAACCACGUGCGCUUUUACCAAUCAAUCGAAUCAGAUUUUAUGUGCCACAGAAAAGUCUUUCAUCUUUCGGUUUGAUUAUAUUUCACCCGAAGUUCGUGCCAUUUGGGACAAAUUUGAAGAUUCCGUGGAAAAUGACGAAGAAAAUACAGAAGGAUCUUCUUGA
Messenger RNA from Zophobas morio, 959 nucleotides. RefSeq lists its product as uncharacterized. NCBI's taxonomy places the organism in Eukaryota, Metazoa, Arthropoda, Insecta, Coleoptera, Tenebrionidae. The coding region runs from base 36 to 959 and encodes 307 amino acids. The record is from RefSeq and is a predicted model, not a curated record. The transcript is spliced from 11 exons. Gene Ontology annotation, molecular function: protein binding.